Rangifer tarandus platyrhynchus (Svalbard reindeer) is the source of this 360-nucleotide messenger RNA. The record is from the annotation of a GenBank genome assembly. NCBI's taxonomy places the organism in Eukaryota, Metazoa, Chordata, Mammalia, Artiodactyla, Cervidae.
AUGAAACCGCUUAUGAUUCGGAGCUCUGUGGCCAGCCCACCUUGGUGGGAGGUUGUUUAUCAACAAGCCGAAGGAUGGCCCAAGACGAGCUCUGAGGCUCCUCUGGACGCCUCCCUGCAUGCUGAGUCACUGCACGGCCCGCGCAGUGGGCAGCCGGGCAGCCCUGCCGGUUCCUGCCCCAGUCCUGGCCGAGACCGUGGACCUUACAUAGCCUUCCUGUUCUCGCACUACCGCUGGCCCGUGCGACGGGCAAGUGAUAAAUCCAGAGCAGCUCCCACCAGCUCCUGGUCAAGGGCCACUGUGUCACCAUCAUCUCCUGUGAUCCCCAAACUUGGAGAAGAGGCCCACUUCACAGAUUAA